Messenger RNA from Sardina pilchardus (European sardine), 2313 nucleotides. RefSeq names its product VPS10 domain-containing receptor SorCS3-like. NCBI's taxonomy places the organism in Eukaryota, Metazoa, Chordata, Actinopteri, Clupeiformes, Clupeidae. Gene Ontology annotation, molecular function: protein binding. The record is from RefSeq and is a predicted model, not a curated record. Bases 1 to 2313 code for a protein of 770 amino acids. The transcript is spliced from 19 exons. Gene Ontology annotation, cellular component: membrane.
AUGGCGUCUGUGCAGGGCUUGGUUGGAGGGGUGUGCUGGCUACUGCUGGGGGCUUUCGCGCUCUUGGACGUGGCCCCCCGCGGCUCCACGGCAGAUGUGACGAGCAGCUCCGGCGCUAAAGUCUCCGUUCGCACGCCGGCCACCGCCGGCGCCGGCGACCCACCACACCACCGGCGGCGCCGCGCAGACGGGGAACCUGUGGAUCCUGCCGGGGCGGCGGGCAGAAGGGCAGCGAGCGCAGGGGCAGGGGCAGCGGGGGCACCUCCGGGGCAAGCAGAGGAGGGGCACAGCUGGCGGAGCCGGAGCCGGAGGCAGAGGAGAGCAGCGGAGAGGAGAGGACCCGGCGCACGCGUCCCUGAUGGACAGAGCGUCUCCCAGCUCCAGCUGAGCAGCUCCAGCUUCUCCUUGUUCGGAGACUCGGCACAUAACCAAGCCAUGGUAUACUGGACCGGAUACAACAGCAGCGUGAUCCUGAUUCUCACAAAAUUCUUCGACUUCAACCUGGGGACAGUGACAGAUAGUUCACUUUGGCGAUCACUGGAUCUAGGAAGCAGUUACGAGAAACUGAACGACAGACUGGAUUCCAGACUGGUCCUGAGUUACCUGUAUGUGUGCCCGUCCAAUCAGAGAAAGAUCCUGCUGGUGAGUGACCCAGAGAUGGACUCCAGUGUGGUGGUGAGCUCAGACGACGGCAACUCCUUCCACAGAUUCAGCAUCAGCUUCACCAUCCAGAGCCUCCUCUUCCACCCCAGCCAGGAGGACUGGCUGCUCGCAUACAGCCAGGAGCAUAGGUUGUACUUCUCUGAGGAUUUUGGAAGAAACUGGAAACUUGUCCAUGAGGAGGUUUCUCCAGGACGCUUCUAUUGGGCAGUAUCAGGGCUGGACAAAGAUUCUGACAUGGUGCAUCUGGAGGCUCAAGAUCCCAGUGGAAUGCUGAGGUACAUCACCUGCCUGGCUGGCAGCUGUGCCGAGAGCAGGAAGUUCCCAUUCUCCGGCCGCAUCGAUGGAGGGUCGCUGGUUGUGCAGGACGACUAUGUUUUUGUGCAGGUAACCACAGUUGGGCCGACUAAAUACUUUGUCUCAUAUCAAAGACAACCUUUCCAGAAUAUCCAGCUCCCAAAAUACUGUCUGCCUAAGGACAUGCAUCUCAUAAGUACAGAAGGCCAGAUCUUGGCUGGGGUUCAACAGUGGAAUGAGAAUGACACCUACAGCCUCUAUACAUCAGAUCGCCAUGGAAACUACUUCAGCCCUGCCCUAACGUAUGUCCGCGUAUCGCGAUCAAUAGCUGGAGUACUCAACAUGGAUGCAUAUAAGGUGGCUGGCGUCAGUGGUGUGUUGUUGGCUAACAGGAAGCAGGGGGGUCAUGUGAGGACAUUCAUCAGCUUCAGUCAGGGUCAAACAUGGCGGCUGUUGACACCUCCAGCCACCGAGCGGCGCUGUAGCCUGCCCUCUUGCUCUCUGCACCUGCACCUGCGGAUGUCUGAAAGUCCGUACUCUCCUGAUAGCAUCAUAAGCACUGUCUAUACCCCCGGCCUAAUCAUCGCAACAGGCACUGUGGGCUCAGAGUUGACCAAUCACAACACCAGGACCUUCCUCUCCUCAGAUGCAGGAAACACAUGGAGACAGGUGUUUGAUGAAGAACGACGCGUUUGGUUUCUGGAUGAUGGCGGAGCAUUGCUGGCGAUCACUCGAGCUUCAGUUUCCAUUAAACACUUGUGGGUGAGCAUAGAUGAAGGAAGGAGUUGGCUGCAGUACAGGUUCUCUCUUUCCCCUCUAUAUGUGGACGGUGUGCUGAUGGAGCAGGAUACACACCACCACAUCAUCACGAUCUUUGGCCACCUGAGCCAUCGUUCUGACUGGCUGCUCAUUAAGGUGGACUACAGAAGCCUCUUCGACCAGCAGUGUGCUUCAGAACACAUCCAGACUUGGCCAUUGCUCAAUCAGGGGGAGCCAUGCGUAAUGGGCCAGAGGCAAAUCUUCCGAAAGCGCCGGCCGGGAAGCAGGUGCAUUCUGGGAAGACGGCAUCUGAAGCUAGUAUCGUCUGAAAGAUGCUCGUGCAUGCCAUAUGACUUUGAAUGUGAUUAUGGGUUUGAGCGACAGUCAGAUGGGAGGUGUUCUCCUGCGUUCUGGUACAGGAAGGCUGUGUCCAAUAGUUGUGAGGAAUCGUUGGAGGACCAUUUCAGUCCCAGAAUGCACCAGUGUGACAACACAGCCCCCAGUGGCGUCCGUCUCAGUACGGCGCACAGCGACCUGACGGCCCGGCCGCACACCAACAUCACCUUCCUGAUACACACACACCAGGUCAGAGACUAG